CUCUACCCACAAAAUAAACCCUCAUCUCUGAAAAGUGAAAACUCCCGUCCUCCUCCUCCUCCACUCUUGUACACUCUACCUCCGUCGAUGGAAAAACUAUAAAAAAACACUUCAGGAACAGGCCAUUUCAGCAAACAAGUAACUGAGUUUGAGUCACCGAGUUGGCCAUGGUCUCGUUGACAGUGACGGGCUCCUUUGUAUCUAAAUUAUCUUCUUCUUCGAACAGCUCAACAGUUCUUGUCUCGACUCGAUCUCGACUAUGUUCUUCAGUUUGUUUUCCAGGAAACAAGGGGAGCUACUGUAGUGAAAGGAGGUUUGGCUUUCGAGUUAAGGCUUACGAUUCUUCUAAGAAUGACUCUUCUUCUAAUAACAAUAACUCUGGUGACGCCAAGCCGCCUAAUGGUACUAUGCCAAAGACCAGGAGGGAAAUUCUAUUGGAAUAUGUCAAAAAUGUUCAGCCUGAGUUCAUGGAGCUUUUUGUAAAACGAGCACCCCAGCAGGUUGUUGAUGCGAUGAGACAGACAGUGGCUAAUAUGAUUGGGACUCUGCCUCCGCAGUUUUUCGCUGUAACAGUUACUACUGUGGCUGAAAAUCUUGCGCAGCUCAUGUAUAGUGUUAUGAUGACGGGCUAUAUGUUCAAGAAUGCACAAUACCGGUUGGAUUUGCAACAAAGUUUGGAGCAGGUUGCACUUCCUGAUGCACAAGAAGAAAAGAAGGAUGAGCCAGAUUAUGCACCUGGUACACAGAAAAAUGUGUCUGGUGAAGUUAUUCGGUGGAAUAAUGUUUCCGGCCCUGAAAGAAUUGAUGCUAAAAAAUACAUCGAGUUACUUGAAGCGGAGAUUGAAGAACUCAAUAGUCAAGUUGGCAGAAAAUCUGCAAAUGGACAGAAUGAAUUAUUGGAAUAUCUCAAGUCUCUUGAGCCCCUAAAUUUGAAGGAUUUGACAAGCAGUGCUGGAGAGGAUGCUGUUCUUGCAAUGAACACGUUCAUCAAGCGUCUUUUGGCUGUUUCAGGUCCCGACCAAAUGAAGACAUCUGUAACAGAGACUAGUGCACCAGAGCUUGUAAAGCUGCUUUAUUGGUUGAUGGUGGUUGGGUACAGCAUUCGCAACAUUGAAGUCCGUUUUGACAUGGAACGAGUACUUGGUGCACCUCCAAAGCUUGCAGAGUUACCACCUGGAGAAAAUGUUUAACCAGUUGCAUAGGUGUGCUAAUGACUUUUGUUGACCAAGCAGGAGCAUAGUGAUCUUCAUAUUGGAUUUGAUCACGUGGCAGAUAUUGCUGUUGAGUUCAUAUCUUGAAGCAGGCUCAAUGCCAGUAUGAUUCUUUUCCCUUGCCACAGGAGAUUGGAUUUCUAAAAUUAUUGAUAAUCCUUUGAUCAAAUACUAGUUGCAGAUUUUGAGUUAAAUUUAUGUAGUUAAAGAUGCUUUUCAGAAGCAGUCAUUUUUAAGGAAGUUGUAAUAAGAUUGUCAGCAAAAUCAUUCUCAAUAUCUGCAAUGUCAUUAUGCAUCUUGAAACA
Messenger RNA from Populus trichocarpa (black cottonwood), 1516 nucleotides. RefSeq lists its product as uncharacterized. Bases 168 to 1190 code for a protein of 340 amino acids. The transcript is spliced from 7 exons. The record is from RefSeq and is a predicted model, not a curated record. Lineage: Eukaryota; Viridiplantae; Streptophyta; Magnoliopsida; Malpighiales; Salicaceae.